AUGUCGGACCAUGAGCAAUCCCCCAACGGUGCGCCGACGGAGCCGGCUGGCGAGCACCUCAAUAUCAAAGUCACAGACAAUAAUAACGAGGUCUUCUUCAAGAUCAAGAAGAGUACCAAGCUCGACAAGCUCAUGCGCGCAUUCUGCGACCGUCAAGGCAAAGACCGGAACACCGUCAGAUUUCUGUUUGACGGCGUGAAGGUCAACGACUAUGACACUCCCGAUGGGCUCGAUAUGUCUGACGGUGACACUCUCGAGGUUCAUCAAGAACAGAUCGGCGGUGCGUCUUACAUUCAGUAG
Molecule: messenger RNA, 300 nt
Organism: Cyphellophora europaea CBS 101466
Lineage: Eukaryota; Fungi; Ascomycota; Eurotiomycetes; Chaetothyriales; Cyphellophoraceae
Exons: 2
Coding region: 1-300 (99 amino acids)
Biological process (GO): protein sumoylation
Cellular component (GO): nucleus; septin ring
Molecular function (GO): protein tag activity; ubiquitin-like protein ligase binding
Source: RefSeq, a predicted model, not a curated record